Eublepharis macularius is the source of this 2658-nucleotide messenger RNA. RefSeq names its product thyroid hormone receptor interactor 6 (gene TRIP6). Lineage: Eukaryota; Metazoa; Chordata; Lepidosauria; Squamata; Eublepharidae. The record is from RefSeq and is a predicted model, not a curated record. Gene Ontology annotation, biological process: cell-cell adhesion. Gene Ontology annotation, cellular component: stress fiber; focal adhesion. The transcript has 10 exons. The coding region runs from base 229 to 2055 and encodes 608 amino acids.
CCCACCGGAAGUGGCAGGAAUUCCCAUGCCCCACGUGACUCUCUGGAAUGCGCUGACGUCACCCAGGGGGGGCCCAUUAGAAAGUUCCUCGCGGAGGAUGGAGCCGAGAAAAGUUUGAAGCGCAGCCCCCGGCCCCGAGGCGGGAGCGAACCCGCGGCGCUGCGGGGAGGCCGAGGCCGAAGCGGGGCUCCCCGGCCAGCCCGGCAGCUCCUGGGAUCCGCGCCUCUCAUGAUGUCUGGCCCCACCUGGCUUCCCCCCAAACAGGUGGGUGUUUCGGGGUCUCCUGGCAUCUUGGUUUCUGCUCCAGUGGCCUGCAAGCCCCAGAAGAGCUUUGCUGCUGCUCCUACCACUCCCAAGCCCACGUACGGCUCUCAGGAGGCGAACGGGACCAUGAGCAUGACAGGUCCUGCUCCUCGGUACCAACCCCCUGCUGCAGGGCCCCCUUCCCUCCCCCAGGAUGCCCCAGCUGAGCAUCAUUUCCCUUCCAAAGAGGAGCGUGGGUCCAGAGGCUCCUGGGGCAGCAUUUCUCCUCCGGGCUAUCAUGGGCAGGGCUCCACCCUGGACCAGCGGCCGCCCUGCCCUUCCAGUAUCGAUGUACAGAUAGACUCUCUCACCAAUAUGUUAGCUGAUAUGGAGAGCGCCGGGCACCAUCGGGGGGAAAGGCAGAUUGUGGAUUCCACACCGUACCCUCCCGCCCUGCCACAUCCUGGUGCCUCCAAGCCUACAAGUGCCUACAAGCCAGGACCUCCCGGUGCCUUCCCUCCUGCCAAGUCCGCUGCGUUUGCCACUGACUCCUAUGCCAAGAGUGUGCCAUACGGAGGCCAACCGUCACAAGCCCCAGCCUAUCCGUCCGCCUCGGUUCUGCCUGCCCAGUACAGCACUCCUGGAUCCGGAGACUCCUAUGGAGCUGGUUACCAGCGGGCAAUGGCUGCUGCCAAGCCGUACCCUCAGCCAAUGCCAGCUUCCUACACCACAGCCUCUACCUCUGCCGGUCCCCAUUUCAACGUUCAAGUGAAGGUGGCCCAGCCGGUAUUGGGGUACAACCAGCCCAGGCGCAGGGCUGAGCAGGCAUACGGUCCUCCAUCCCCACGGCCUGGCUAUGGGGCAAAGCCACCCCCCCAGUAUGCCUCAGAGCCAGGGCUCAGGACCCGGCCUCACGAUGCAGAGCCCUGGUACCCCGAGCCACCAUCUUACGGCAAGAGGGCGGGUGAGGGGGAGUUCUAUGCCAGUCCUGGAGGGCAUGCCAAGCUGGGCUCAGCAGGAGGGCAGUACCUGUCUGGCUUGGGAAAACCAGGAAAAGAAGAGUUGGCAGCCGCGUCACAGAUGCCAGCAAGCGGCGGAGGGCUGAGAUACCAGCACCAGGCUCCCCCAAGCCGCCCAGAAGAGGAGCUUGAUCGGCUUACGAAGAAACUUGUGUAUGACAUGAACAACCCUCCGUCCGGCGAGUAUUUUGGCCGAUGUGCCAGGUGUGGUGAGAACGUGGUUGGGGAUGGCACGGGCUGCGUGGCCAUGGACCAGGUCUUCCACGUGGAAUGCUUCACCUGCUCCACCUGCCACUGUCGUCUUCGGGGGCAGCCAUUCUACGCCAUUGACCGGCGCUCCUAUUGUGAAUCCUGCUACAUUGUGACCCUGGAGAAAUGUUCCAUGUGCUCCAAGCCAAUCAUGGACCGGAUCCUGCGAGCCAUGGGCAAGGCCUACCACCCGCAGUGCUUCACGUGUGUCGUCUGCCACCGGUGCCUGGACGGUGUUCCCUUCACAGUCGAUGCCACCAGCCAGAUACACUGCAUCGAAGAUUUCCACCGGAAAUUUGCUCCCCGAUGUUCGGUGUGUGGCAAUGCUAUCAUGCCAGAGCCCGGGCAAGAGGAGACGGUGAGGAUUGUCGCUUUGGAUCGCAGUUUUCACAUUGGCUGCUACAAAUGCGAGGAGUGUGGGCUGCUCCUCUCCUCGGAGGGGGAGGGCCGAGGCUGCUACCCGCUGGACGGCCACAUUCUGUGCAAGAGCUGCAGUGCGCGGCACAUCCAAGAGCUCUCCUCCAAGAUCACGACAGACUGCUGAUGCGUGGGCAGGGGAGCCCUGGCUGGCAGCUGCCCCCCUCCUUGGGGCCCUUGUGGUCAGCUCCUCCCCUUGCCCCCCCCCCCCAUUCUCCCUUUCUGUGUUGGCCCCGGGAGAGCUCCCGGUUUCUCCAGGAGUGGCCCCUCGACCCACCACUUGACAGGGCCGGAGGAGAGGCCCUUCCUGCUCCCCCCUUCCCCAAAUCUCCCCUUUGCACCUUCUUAAGAGGAGCUGAAAAUAAGCUUGUCGUCCCCUCCUCUUUCCUCCAACCACAUCCUGCAUAAUAUGCCUUGACUCCAAUGUCUGUCCUGAGGGCCCCAAAACCCAUAAGCUGGUCUUAGCUGGGGGUGGGGUGGGGGGGUCACAUGCCAUUUUCCUUCCCCCUCAUUUUCCAUUGAUAACACCCAUCCGCCCUUCUUUCUCUCUCCCCGCAAUUGCAACUUGGGAGCCCAGACCCCUGGGGAGUUUUUAAAUGUCCUCCAACGUCCAAGUUACGGUGUUGGCUUUCUUGUAAACCUCCCCCUCCUAUCUCUGAUUUUACUGUGGUGGGGAGGGAAGUAUGUGCGUCCCGUGUCAGAAAUUUAUUAAAGAAGUUCCAGCAUUUGA